Molecule: messenger RNA, 753 nt
Organism: Aspergillus homomorphus CBS 101889
Lineage: Eukaryota; Fungi; Ascomycota; Eurotiomycetes; Eurotiales; Aspergillaceae
Exons: 7
Coding region: 1-693 (230 amino acids)
Source: RefSeq, a predicted model, not a curated record
AUGCGUUCUGUCUACGCUGCUGCUCUUCUGGCUUUCGCCCUCCGCGCUGCGGCCGCGACCUGGUCGGUUAUCGCCCCCGGCGCCCCUGAGGGCACCAGUGUCCAGGACACCAGCGAUGAGGUCCGGGCCUCGCUCUGGAUCGGCCUUCGAGCGACUGCCGGUGAGACUAGCUCAUACCUGUACCAGCCUUUGCCCAACUGGUCUCCUGAUCAGGAGUCUCAGGGCUGCUCUGCUAGCAUUGAAGAGUGGUGUGUUGCUGCUAGCACCUACACUCCUAGUGGUCAGCUCGGUCAGGCCUACGUGACCGUCCCCAAGGAAAGCCAGGUCGGCUCUGAGGUCACCAUUGAGAACAGCAAGGCAACCCAGGUCGUCAGCAUCGACAGCAAGGUCGUUUUCAAGGAGACCGACCAGCUCGACAGCAACCUGCUGUACCUCUACUCCGGUGACGAGUGCUACACUGGAUCCGGUACCUGCGGCACCCAGUCUGCCUACGGCUGGAACAACAUCACAAUCCACCUGAGCGAGGCCGAUUCCAAGCUCGGCAACACCCUUUCCCUUUACAGCGGCUCCAGCUCCAACGGCCUGACCAUCUCCGAUGGCGGUAAGACCUGGCACACCGAUGCCAUCAAGAUCUCCAGCGACACUUUCGACGACAACGUCCAGAAAAUUUGCAUACGGCUAGAGGGUGAAUGAGUGGUAUGCUAGCAGUCAGUUAUCUUUGACGGCCCAUGCUCUGGCAUCCGCUCUCCCUGG